Messenger RNA from Loa loa (African eye worm), 1102 nucleotides. RefSeq names its product SCPL-2 protein. Lineage: Eukaryota; Metazoa; Nematoda; Chromadorea; Rhabditida; Onchocercidae. The coding region runs from base 15 to 794 and encodes 259 amino acids. The transcript has 6 exons. Gene Ontology annotation, molecular function: protein serine/threonine phosphatase activity. The record is from RefSeq and is a predicted model, not a curated record.
AAUUUGGAGGGGUUAUGAAACGUCGAAGGGAUAGCGGCACUAUGGUUGUGGGACGAAACGCUGUGGUUCGUGCUAUGAAGACUUUGCUGGCCGCCUUGUGUUUCUAUGCUUUAGGUCUGUUCAACUGCAUCACUUAUACCAUUCGAAGACAGUAUCGCAAUGUAAGAAAACGUCAAGUUAUUCGUUAUGAAUACGUUCCCCUCUCACCUUUAUCAGCACAUCGAUUGAGUGUGGUAAAGCGAAAAAUUCUGGUGCUUGAUUUAGAUGAAACAUUGAUACAUUCACACCAUGAUGGUAUUAUACGUCCCAUGGUUAAACCCGGUACACCACCUGAUUUUGUGUUACGAGUGAAUAUCGAUCGACAUCCCGUCCGAUUUUUCGUACACUGUCGACCUCAUGUUGAUUAUUUUCUUUCUAUGGUUAGCCAGUGGUUUGAUUUAGUUAUUUUUACUGCAUCCAUGGAAAUUUACGGGAGUUUGGUGGCCGACAAACUUGAUAAUGGUAAAGGCAUUCUACAGAGGCGUUACUUCAGACAACAUUGUACAAUGGAUUAUGGCGGAUACACAAAAGAUCUUUCUGCUGUACACGCCGAUCUUUCAUCGAUAUUUAUAUUAGAUAAUUCUCCCAGUGCAUACAGAAAGUUUCCUCAAAAUGCAAUACCAAUACGAUCUUGGUUUUCGGAUCCAACAGACACGUGUUUGUUAGCAUUACUACCAUUUUUGGAUGCACUUCGGUUUGCAUCUGAUGUUCGCUCAAUUUUAAGUCGAAAUCAACAGCUUCAACAAGUUUGGUAGCUACUUUGAGGGAAGCUCAAGCAAGUUUAUCUUCUCUCUGCUGAACUAAACAGCUUAAGACUAAUUUUAGUCCAUAUUCCAUGCUUAUUCCUGUACCAAAAAGGAUUGUGUAGUAUAAUGUAUACAGAUAAUAUAAUGCAUACAGAUAUUCGAAAUAGCUAUGUUUGUAGUUAGCAUCUACGUAUUCAGGACAACAUAUUGCUAUGUUUAUGUUAAAAAUCAUAUAUUUUUUUAGUUUUCAGCUACUCAUUGAUAUAUUCAAUAAUAAGGCAGGCAGUCGCUGUUACUUUCAUUGUUAUUAAUUUGGC